AUGAACAUAUUCCGACUCGGCGGCGACAUGCUGCAUGUUGUCUCCAUCUUCCUGCUUCUUCUCAAGAUCCAAACCUCUCAUUCCUGUGCAGGUCUCUCUCUCAAGACCCAAAUUCUCUACAUGGUCGUCUUCAGCACCCGCUAUCUCGAUCUCUUCUUCACAAAACCCUGGCAUUCCGCUUUGACUUUCUACAACACCAUCAUGAAGAUCCUCUUUCUCUCCUCGUCUGCAUACACCAUUUAUCUCAUGCAGAAGCGCUACAAACACACUUACGAUAAGGUUCACGACACGUUCCGAAUUCAAUAUCUCAUCGCCGCUGCCGCCGUGCUUGCGCUCAUCUUCCAUCUUCGUCUCACUGUGUUUGAGAUCCUUUGGGCCUUUUCUGUAUUCUUGGAAUCUGUCGCCAUCCUUCCGCAGCUUUUCUUGCUACAGGAAACCGGCGAGGUCGAGAAUAUCACAUCGCAUUACAUCUUUUGUCUUGGCGGGUAUCGGACACUCUACAUUUUCAACUGGGUGUGGAGGUACUUCACAGAGCAUCGUAGAAACCAGUGGCUGGCCUGGGGUUGUGGCACUGUUCAGACUCUCAUUUACGCCGACUUCUUCUAUUAUUACAUCUUAAGUCGGAAGCAGGGAAAGAAGCUCCGUUUGCCUCCAUAAGCUCAAAUUACCCACAUCGGUUUUUGGGUUUGUAAACAAACAAACAUUCCUGUA
This is a messenger RNA of Chondrus crispus (carragheen), 711 nucleotides long. Its product is annotated as ER lumen protein retaining receptor. NCBI's taxonomy places the organism in Eukaryota, Rhodophyta, Florideophyceae, Gigartinales, Gigartinaceae. The record is from RefSeq and is a predicted model, not a curated record. Gene Ontology annotation, molecular function: ER lumen protein retrieval receptor activity. Bases 1 to 657 code for a protein of 218 amino acids. Gene Ontology annotation, cellular component: membrane; endoplasmic reticulum; cis-Golgi network. The transcript has 2 exons. Gene Ontology annotation, biological process: protein retention in ER lumen; endoplasmic reticulum to Golgi vesicle-mediated transport.